GGCAAUACUUUUUUGACUCUUUAACACGACCUUUCGGUGUUUUGGGUAAAUUUCCCAAUUAUACUGUAAAAACCGUGUUUUAAAUCAUGGCUGCAAGUUUUUUAACUCGCCGAAGCUUAAGUAUAGGCUUCGGACUUGCAAGAAAUACUGUUUUGCAAAGUCGAAGUUAUGCCAGCGAAAUGUCUUUUACAUUUGCAUCUCCUAGUGAAGUUUUUUACAACAAACGAAGCGUGAAGCAAGUAGAUGUCCCUUCAUACAGUGGCUCUUUUGGUAUUUUGGCAAAUCACGUUCCUACGCUUGCUGUUUUAAAGCCUGGUGUAGUUACAGUUUAUGAAGAUGAUGGUUCCUCCAAGAAGUACUUUGUGAGUAGUGGUUCUGUAACCAUCAAUGAAGAUUCUUCAGUUCAAGUUUUAGCCCAAGAAGCUGUCCCUGUUGAUAGACUAGAUGGUCAGGCUGCUAGGGAAGGUUUGUCAAAAGCACAGCAGCAAGUGAGUUCAGCCACAACAGAGGAAGCUAAAGCUGAAGCCCAGAUUGCUGUUGAAGUACAUGAAGAAUUAGUGAAAGCAACAUCAUAAAAAACAUAUUGUAGAAUAUUUCAUAUAAAUCUAGUGAUGUAACAAAUUAAAAUAGACUUUUUGUAUUAAAAAGCAAAUCCACUUAUCAGUGACGAGUGUAAAAGCAAUAUUCACAAAUGUCAGAUAAAAUCAUUUAAUCUCUUAAAAAUACAACAAAUUAAUACAUCUUUAGAAUUAAAAACAACAACAGAACAUCACAAAUAAAUUACAACUAGUAGUUACAAUGAAUACAGUUGACUAACAAUCCACUGAAAAAAAUAAAUUAUUUAAGAUUUACAUAAUUAACAAGUAUUACAGAUCUUUUCAAAAGCAGACAUUUCAUAAAUCUAUGGGAUUCACAUGAACAUAUAUACACUUGCAACUUACGUUUUACAUUUAAAUAUGAAAUUAAAUCACAUGCAAUUAAUACUCAAAGUUGCCAAGUGAAUACUAUAAAAUUUUGAUUCAAGCAAUUGUUAUGUAAAAAAAGUACAUUCUUUGCUCCAUUUCUUUUUAACUUCUAACAGACUAGAAUAUUCUGACUAAGUCAUUUAGGUUAUAAAGUUGAUGUAAAUAUUGCACUUAUAAAAAUAAAGUCAAAUAAAAUUAUAUUCAAAAUCAA
Uloborus diversus is the source of this 1176-nucleotide messenger RNA. It is a transcript of the gene ATPsyndelta, whose product is annotated as ATP synthase subunit delta, mitochondrial-like. Gene Ontology annotation, biological process: proton motive force-driven ATP synthesis. The transcript has 4 exons. NCBI's taxonomy places the organism in Eukaryota, Metazoa, Arthropoda, Arachnida, Araneae, Uloboridae. The coding region runs from base 87 to 575 and encodes 162 amino acids. Gene Ontology annotation, molecular function: proton-transporting ATP synthase activity, rotational mechanism. The record is from RefSeq and is a predicted model, not a curated record.